AUGGAAAAGAUGAAGAGGGACUCUAGGCUUGAUUUCAAUCCCAGAUGCGCGGACCGAAUCGGCCACGGAGGUUUUGGUGAAGUCUUCAAAGAGCCGGGGACCCUCAUCGGUGUUGGGAGCCCAUGUGUCGCUGUGAAGCGUAUUUUCAAACGGCAGACCCCUUCCUUCGCCAUCGAGAGAGACAGCAUCGUCCGGGAGAUCAUCAUCGCAGCCGAGUUGAUGAAGGAGCAGAGUGAGCUCUUCGUGGAAUUUUUCGGGUGGAGUGAAGAUACACAUUAUGUCUACUUGGCCAUGGAAUACGUUGAACUAGGUGACCUAGAAGCAAGUCUUGGGUCACCAUGGAAUGAGGAUGAUACGAGGCUGGUGAUACGGCAACUUCUGGAGGGGCUAGUGAGAAUGCAUCGUCAACAUAUUGCUCACCGCGAUCUCAGGCCACAGAAUAUAUUCCUCGUUUCCCGAGAACCACCUCGUGCCAAGAUUGGCGAUUUUGGCAUCUCCAAGCGAGUGCCCGCAGAUAGUUCAACAAAAUAUGAUACGAAGUACAGUACUGGGGGAUACUGUGCUCCAGAGAUCACCAAGAACAAGAUGGGGAAAUAUACGAAAGCGGUGGAUCUAUGGUCUUUGGGAUGCAUUAUGUACAAGAUGGUCGUUGGGGAAAAGCUUUUCCAGGACGAUGUGCAUGCAGCGUAUGAAUAUGACGAUACCUAA
Penicillium manginii is the source of this 708-nucleotide messenger RNA. Its product is annotated as serine/threonine-protein kinase. The transcript is spliced from 4 exons. Gene Ontology annotation, molecular function: ATP binding; protein tyrosine kinase activity; protein serine/threonine kinase activity. Gene Ontology annotation, cellular component: cytoplasm; nucleus. NCBI's taxonomy places the organism in Eukaryota, Fungi, Ascomycota, Eurotiomycetes, Eurotiales, Aspergillaceae. The coding region runs from base 1 to 708 and encodes 235 amino acids. The record is from RefSeq and is a predicted model, not a curated record. Gene Ontology annotation, biological process: protein phosphorylation; mitotic DNA damage checkpoint signaling.